AUGUCGCAUUGCGCAUGCGCGACCAUAACAACUGGGGAGAAGUCUGGUGCAAGAGACGGCGCCGCGAGACAGAACGCUAUAGAUAAGAUAAUUGCCGAUAGUCAGGCCCGGCUGAAGGAAGAGGACGCUAUGCGACUCCGGAAGGGAGAUUUGGAAGAGGAUAUAGACCGCGAUUUGCCUAUUCAUAAUGUAGCCGAAUGGGCACGGGCGAGGACGGCGACAGGCGGGAGGGCCCGGCAGGAAGACGAGCAAAUAAUCCGUGAACGGACAUUGCUGGGUCGGCUUGGGCAGAGCUUCAACCGCGAGGUAGACCGCUGCUGCUGGCGACUUGACAGCGUACCGACAGAAACGCUCCAGUGGCUUGCUAGUAUCACGGCGACAGGCCCGAGCGGCAUGCCGUUUGGCCGCAAAGGCAAGGAGGCAUCGAUGAGCAAGUAUCGGUCCGUCGGUCACUGCUACUUGAGCUGCUGCUGGAGAUUGUACCGCAUCGGGCGUGAGGAAGCGCUUUAACGUUGGGCUGUUCGGUUUACGGAUGAGGAGUGGAGCUUGCUGCACGAUAUCGAUCAAGAGCUCGAAGGAUAUGCAUUUCCUAGCAGUCACGAUAGCGAGUUCUGCAGUGGCAGGGAUAGAGAUGCUGAUAGUGAGGACGAUGACGAUGACGACGAUGAUAACGAAGGCGAGGACGAGAUAGGUGAUGAGGGUAUAACUAGUCUGCAGCACAGUACACUUGAUCAAGCUGUAUUCAGAUUUAUCGUUUCGUCGAUCAAGAU
Messenger RNA from Fusarium redolens, 770 nucleotides. RefSeq lists its product as uncharacterized. The transcript is spliced from 2 exons. Bases 1 to 510 code for a protein of 169 amino acids. Lineage: Eukaryota; Fungi; Ascomycota; Sordariomycetes; Hypocreales; Nectriaceae. The record is from RefSeq and is a predicted model, not a curated record.